This is a messenger RNA of Blepharisma stoltei, 837 nucleotides long. The record is from the annotation of a GenBank genome assembly. Lineage: Eukaryota; Ciliophora; Heterotrichea; Heterotrichida; Blepharismidae.
AUGGGCUGUCAUUUAGGAAGAGAUGGCGAUUAUGCUGGUAAAGAAGAAGAAGAAAUUAUAAAAAGAGCUGAAGACACUUUAGGAUUUACAAAUUUAGAAUCAAAAGAGCUAGAUCGAACUUUCCAUCGAUUUUCAACAGAUUUUAAGAUGACUGACAACCAAUUUUUCACAAGCUUAGAAGACAUAAACGUCGAUACUAAGCCAAUUAGAACCUAUGAUGCAGCCUCACCAAUCUGCAAAUUCUAUGAUGAAUUUAAAGAUGAAGAAAAUUUUUUUCAUGCACAAAGGCUUACAUGUCUCGGCAUUUUGCUAGGAAAUGGAGCUGUUGCUGAUAAAGCACUUGUGCUGUUUGAAAACUAUGAUAUGGACACUUCUAAAAGUAUCAGCCAACAAGAGUUUUUAUGCCUUCUUAAAGAUCUCGUCAAUAUAAGCUUAGUUUGGCUUCCUAAAUAUGCGAUGGAAUUAUGCCAAGGGGAUGAGAAAAUGAAGCUUCAGCAAUAUAUAGAAAAAUUAGCGAAUAUUAAAGAUACGCUCGUCGUUUAUCUUUCUCAGCGUGUUAAUGAAAUUGAUGAUGAGGAGCUAUCGAAACCUUUGUUUUUGGUAUCUUUUAAAGAUGAAGAAGUCAAAAGCUUACUUCAGUCUCACAGCCUGAGGAAACUUGCAUUGGAAAAAUAUAAUGAUUUAAUAGCCCCAGCGACACUUGUGAGAGCUUAUAUGAGGGAUGAGCAUAAAUUUAAUGAGAGAAUGAAAGAUCCGCUGUUUAGAGAUAUGCUGGAAGACAAGCUAAUUAGUGAAAAUAUGGGCGAACUUGAAAAAGAAGCUGAAAGAAAGAAAUAA